AUGAAUCGUGAACAGGAAAAGAACUACCUACGAACUCGCAAUGAUAUCCUGAUGUCGCAGCAACGUGAUUCUAGCCUGUCACGUUUCAUCUCGGGGCUUCCAUUUCCUCACGACACCCAUCUCGAUACCGCAGUUAUACGAAAUUUACCCGGCUCGGAGUCUGUGAAACAAGGAGGAUGGAGUGAGGGUUUUGACCCCGUCACUGGUGAUCUUCGACUAGUAAAGAAAUGGACAAUCAAUUCCGUCACGCAACACCUCGCCGUGAUAGAUCGUUUGGAGGUCCUGGAGAAUUUUAGUGGACUUCCAGGACUGUGCACUAUGGAAGAAGCAAAAACGUUGACGGGCGACACCCUCCGCCAAGCUGAGGUUCCAUUCGAGUUCUGCAUGGUCCAGAAGCUAGCUGAGCGCCUAUGGCUUCAUAGAGAAGCACCCGGUGAAGCUAAAGCAACGAAUUCUCGCUUACGGCGGGCUAUUUUGCAGAGCCUACUGUCCGGUCUUGCAACUAUGCAUGGCAAAGGAUGGUGUCACGGAGCCGUCAUGUCUCAGUUCAUCCAAUUAUUCCCUGAAUCAGAGUGGGCGGCUUUUUUUGACCUAGACAACAUACUAAAGAACAAAACCCUGGUCACUAGAAACAUCCGAUAUAUUCAAGCGUAUCCUCAUGAGAUACCCUUAGACAAAGCAACUCCAUUCGAUACCUCCGCCGACAUCUACAUGUUAGCACUUGUGCUGACCCGGAAAUGGUUUGAGGACGAUUUCAAAGGCUUGGAUCAUCGCAAGGAGAAUGAGCACGCAAUCUUGAUGACGCAUUUGGAGUUACACACCGUUCCUCUCUCUCGCCUUCUCCGGCAGAUGCUUCAAUGGAAGCCAGAAGACCGCCCGUCCGCUGACAAAGCUUUGGAAGACAAGCAGCUGUACCUAGCUGAACCUCAGCUGAUCAAGAACAAGCGCAAGAGGGACGAGGCUACAGAUGCAAACACUACCGACUCCCCUGUCAAGACCCAGAAGACGAAUUCUGGUAGCGGCAUGAAAAUCGCGAACUUCCGCUGA
Messenger RNA from Bacidia gigantensis, 1047 nucleotides. RefSeq lists its product as uncharacterized. The transcript has a single exon. The record is from RefSeq and is a predicted model, not a curated record. NCBI's taxonomy places the organism in Eukaryota, Fungi, Ascomycota, Lecanoromycetes, Lecanorales, Ramalinaceae. The coding region runs from base 1 to 1047 and encodes 348 amino acids.